Molecule: messenger RNA, 1491 nt
Organism: Anopheles cruzii
Lineage: Eukaryota; Metazoa; Arthropoda; Insecta; Diptera; Culicidae
Product: caspase-8
Exons: 3
Coding region: 1-1491 (496 amino acids)
Biological process (GO): proteolysis
Molecular function (GO): cysteine-type endopeptidase activity
Source: RefSeq, a predicted model, not a curated record
AUGUUAACGCAAGAGGAUCUUUGUUUUCUGGAAAAUGAGCUUCCAUUCGAGGAUAAGGUUUCGUUGUUAUUUCUUCUGUACGGCCACCGCAAUCCCAACUAUGCCCUGCAACUCUGGACCGUGGCCGCCCGAGCACCCGGACAAGAGACAAGCUUUCUGGUGGACUGGAUGACCAGCGUGAGAUUCGCGGGAUGGGAAGAGGAACUGCUCGAAGCGCUAUCGAUUCUGGAACAAAAUACGUUGCUGCUUCGCGCCGGAUUCGAUGACGAUCUGCUACGGUCGCAAUAUUUCCCCCGUACGUCCGAAGUGUCGCUAAACGUUCAUCCGCUGCUGAAAGGGUUGUACCAUUUCUGUGAACGACUGGACGACGAAUGUGCCCGCCGGCUGAUCAAACAGUUGCGGCCGGCGCUGGGAGAAACUCCCGUCGACGAGAUGUGCCUCGAGACGGUUCUCCUCCGACUGCUCGCCAACGGAGCGAUUCGGUUGGGUUCGAAAAGCGAUUCCAUCGAGUGCGAUCUGUUGACCCUGAUCGCUGCCUGCAAAGCGGCCGAGCUGUACGAUGAAGGCGACUUUUUGAAGGGCAUUUCGGAGCACUUUAAUCAUUUCGUACCGAAACGAUUGCAGGAACAAUCCGAUGCUAGUUCGAAAGUUACUUCCAAACCUUUGCCGCUUCACCCGAGUGCCGCAUCGACAACGGUGGCGUCUCCUGAGCGAUCGGUGCGUGUCGCUGGCGCGUUGGAAUGCUACCACUUCGUGCCGGAGCGGGCCGGAAUAGUUUUACUGGUCAAUCAGUUCAGUUUCUAUCGGGAGAAAAAUCCCGAACUCACCGAGCUGCUCCCGGCAAAACCGCUCAAGAACCGCAAAGGAACUGAAGUGGAUAAAAAAGCACUUGUGAAGCUGUUCACUCACUUUGGCUACGAAAUGGUGGUGGAGGAGAACAUGACCCACCAGGAAAUUUUAAACUGCGUCCAGCAAACAGUUCAAAAGAUCGAUCCUUCGCACUGCUCGCUGGUCGUCUGUCUUCUGUCGCACGGCCAGGAAGGAAAGGUUUUCGGAUCCAACAGCAUCCCGGUGGAGGUAAAGACCAUUCAGGGGAUGAUGGCUAGCGACCGCCUUACCGGCAAACCCAAGCUGUUGAUCGUACAAGCGUGCCAAGGUUCGGAGUUACAGUCCGCUGUGCCGAUAGCCCGGCUCGAGCAUGAUGGCGCAGAAGGUGACGCCCGGACGGCGUCGGUCUUUAUGGAUUUUCUGGUCGCUUGGUCUACCGUUCCAGGGUUCGCUUCGGUGCGCCACAUCGAGAAGGGAUCGUGGUUCAUUCAGGAACUCUGCACAAAGUUGCAUCAACUACACCAAAGCGAACAUUUUGCGGAUAUUCUAACGGCCGUGAUAGACGAUGUGUCCAGCAAACGAGGCUACGGCAACGAGUGCAUGGUGCCGAUUGUGCAAAGCACAUUGAGCAGAAAGCUUUACUUCCGUAAACAAACAAAUUGA